AACUUCACCGCCAUUCCUUCCCUCUUUCUCUCUCUACUGAGCGAUCCUCCGAUGAAUCCCCGCGGCGCCGCGCGUCGAUGACCGUCCGAUCGAUCGGCCUCUCGAGACCGCCGCCGCCCUCCGCCGCCGCCGCAAUGGCCGCCUCCCUGCUCCUCCCCGACCUCGCCUUCAUCUCCUCCGCCCGAGCGGGGCGCGGCGGCCCCGUCCCCGUCCCCGUCCCCGCGCUCCGCCGCCGCCUCUCCGUCUCGGCGGCACGCUCUCUCUCCUCCCGGACCGCCUUCUCCGCCGGGAGGAGGAGGAGGAGCGCCGGAAUCGGAGUCCGGGCCCGAGUCGCGAGGGAGGAGGGCGUGCUGCCUCCGGAGACGCGGGACGGCGAGCUGGUCGAGAAGCUCAACGGCUACCCCUCGAACGGCAACGGAGCCGCCUCGGCGGGCGGCGCCAGGGGUGGAGGCGACGGUGCCUUUUCGAACGGUUCCGCUGGUUACUACGUGGAGGAGAGCGGGAGCGCGGGGGGCAACGGGAGCUUGGUGAAGUACGGGAAGGGAAAUGGCGCGGCGGCGACGGCGACGGCGACGGCGGAGCGACUGGUGAGGGAAGUGGAAGUGGUGGGGGCCACGGAGGAAGGGAGGAAGAGGAGGAUUGAGGAGAUUGGGAAAGAGGAUGCUUGGUUCAAGCAAAGUGGGCCGCAAGUUGAGGUAUCUGUUGCACCUGGUGGUCGGUGGAGUAGAUUCAAAACAUAUUCAACCAUUCAACGGACACUGGAGAUAUGGGGAUUUGUAUUGACAUUUAUUUUUAGGGUUUGGUUGAGCAAUCAGAAGUUCUCUUAUCGAGGAGGAAUGACUGAAGAGAAAAAGGUCUUACAGCGUAAGGUGCUUGCCAAAUGGCUGAAAGAAAACAUAUUGAGACUGGGUCCGACAUUUAUAAAAAUUGGACAGCAGUUCUCAACAAGGGUUGACAUUCUUCCUCAAGAAUAUGUUGAUCAGUUAGCUGAACUUCAGGAUCAAGUUCCUCCUUUUCCGUCUGACACUGCUCUAUCUAUAGUCAAGGAAGAGCUUGGAGCUCCUUUGGAGAAUAUUUUUGACAGAUUUGACUAUGAGCCUAUAGCUGCUGCUAGUCUAGGUCAGGUUCAUCGAGCACGUUUGAAGGGACAGGAAGUUGUUGUUAAAGUGCAAAGGCCUGGUCUCAAGGAUCUUUUUGACAUUGAUUUGAAAAACUUAAGGGUGAUUUCUGAAUAUCUUCAAAAGAUUGAUCCAAAGUCAGAUGGUGCCAAAAGGGAUUGGGUUGCAAUUUAUGAUGAGUGUGCAACUGUUUUGUACCAGGAAAUUGAUUACACCAAAGAAGCUGCUAACGCGGAGUUGUUUGCUAGUAACUUCAAGGACAUGGACUAUGUAAAGGUCCCAUCAAUUUUCCGGGAGAACACGACGCCCCAGGUUUUGACCAUGGAGUAUGUUCCAGGGAUUAAAAUCAACAAAAUACAAGCUCUUGAUCAACUGGGGGUAGAUCGCAAAAGAUUGAGCCGAUAUACUGUUGAAUCCUAUUUGGAGCAAAUUCUUUCUCAUGGUUUUUUCCACGCUGAUCCUCAUCCAGGAAAUAUUGCCGUUGAUGAUGUCAAUGGCGGACGGUUGAUAUUCUAUGAUUUUGGAAUGAUGGGAAGUAUAAGCCCGAACAUCCGAGAAGGUUUGUUGGAAACAUUCUAUGGUGUCUAUGAAAAGGACCCAGACAAGGUCCUUCAGGCAAUGAUUCAAAUGGGUGUUCUUGUGCCAACCGGGGACAUGACAGCUGUUAGACGGACUGCACAGUUCUUUCUUAACAGUUUCGAAGAGCGUCUCGCUGCACAGAGAAGAGAAGCAGAGAUGGCAACGGCAGAAUUAGGCUUCAAAAAGCCCUUGAGCAAGGAGGAAAAGAUUGAGAAAAAGAAGCAGAGGCUUGCUGCAAUAGGAGAAGAUUUGUUAGCCAUUGCUGCAGAUCAGCCCUUCCGAUUUCCUGCAACAUUUACUUUUGUUGUGAGAGCAUUUUCAGUGUUGGAUGGCAUUGGGAAGGGUCUGGAUCCUCGAUUCGAUAUUACUGAGAUUGCUAAACCUUAUGCACUGGAGUUGCUAAAGUUUCGUGAAGCUGGUGUUGAAGUCAUCCUGAAGGACUUUAGGAAGCGGUGGGACCGCCAAUCUCGUGCAUUUUACAACCUAUUUAGACAGGCUGACCGAGUUGAAAAGCUUGCAGAAAUCAUCCAGCGACUGGAGCAAGGUGACCUCAAGCUCAGGGUUCGGACUUUAGAAUCCGAGAGGGCCUUUCAACGAGUUGCAGCUGUCCAGAAGACAGUUGGAAAUGCUGUAGCUGCUGGAAGCCUGAUGAACCUUGCAACACUUUUGUAUCUCAAUUCAAUUCGAGCGCCUGCAGUAGUGGCAUAUGUUUUAUGCGCAUUUUUCGGUUUCCAAGUUCUCUUCGGCCUUAUAAAGGUGAAAAAGUUGGAUCAAAGGGAGAGAUUGAUCACAGGAACUGCUUAAACAUUGGACGUAUAGGAUUAUUGGUACAGAAGAAGCUGCUCCUGAGUGCACACAUUCAGCUUACAAACAUUUCAAGGGGAGCCAAAUAUCUAUUGGGGAGUCAUGAUAAUUCACCUCUUCAUUCAACUGGAUAAUCAGCAUGCGUCUGAUUCUUUAACUGUAUAUGUGAGGCAUGUUAUAUGAAUGCAGAACGCAGAACCAAUCUUUAGGGCCAUUCUGUGAAGUCUAUCAGCUUAAGUAGCCCACUCUCAGGUUUGCCCGUUUACUUUUUAUUCAGAGUAAACCCGCGCCUUUUAACAGAUAGGCCCAUGCAAUCAUAAGGAAGUUUAGUACUAGAACUUCUAGUUGUACGUAGAGCAGUCUUGAAGUUGUAAUAGUCAUCUGGUCAAGUUUUGGGUAGUUUGACCUCGCGAACAUGUGGCUGGUGACAUGUAACACAACUUGUAUAAUUCUGUAACGUGUACAUAGUGACAACAUUCGUAUUCUAAUUGUACGCAUCUCAGUCCACUUA
Messenger RNA from Eucalyptus grandis, 3012 nucleotides. RefSeq names its product protein ACTIVITY OF BC1 COMPLEX KINASE 8, chloroplastic. The record is from RefSeq and is a predicted model, not a curated record. NCBI's taxonomy places the organism in Eukaryota, Viridiplantae, Streptophyta, Magnoliopsida, Myrtales, Myrtaceae. Gene Ontology annotation, biological process: regulation of response to reactive oxygen species. The transcript is spliced from 21 exons. Bases 78 to 2501 code for a protein of 807 amino acids.